AAGGUGGGCGUGUUCAGUCCGCUGCAUCCUCCUCAUCCAUGAUCAGCAUCCUGCCGUUCUCUGUCCUGUCUUGUGAACAGCUCGGUUUGUUUGUAUUAUCGUCCGUCGGUUGUCUCCGUGUUACCGGACAGGUCGGUGAUGGCGGACGCGGUGGAGGGCGGGGUGUGCGGGGUGAAGGUGAUGUGUCGCUUCAGGCCGUUUAACGAGGCGGAGCGGAGCCGCGGAGACAAAAACAUCCCCAAAUUCAACGGAGAGGACACGGUGGUGGUGGCGGGGAAACCCUACGUGUUUGACACAGUCUUCACCCCCAACACUGAACAGGUACAGGUGUAUGACACCUGUGCACGGCAGAUUGUUAAAGAUGUAUUAGGGGGUUAUAAUGGAACCAUCUUUGCUUACGGUCAGACGUCGUCAGGAAAGACUCACACCAUGGAGGGAAAGCUACACGACCCUCAUCUAAUGGGAAUCAUUCCUCGUAUAUCUCAAGACAUAUUUGACCACAUCUACUCGAUGGACGAGAACCUGGAGUUUCACAUCAAGGUGUCUUAUUUUGAAAUCUACCUGGAUAAAAUCAGGGACUUACUGGAUGUGUCAAAAACAAACCUCGCCGUUCAUGAGGACAAAAACAGAGUUCCUUAUGUGAAGGGCUGUACAGAGCGGUUCGUCUCCAGUCCUGAUGAGGUGAUGGACGUCAUCGAUGAGGGAAAAGCAAACAGACAUGUCGCUGUCACCAGUCAGUGCCUCACUUUACCACUACUGCUACUUCUAUUACUACUACUACUACUACUAAUACUAUUACUACUACUACAACACAACUACAAAUCUGCUACGAUACUUCUACAAUACUACUACAAUACUACUACAAAACUACUAUGAUACUACUACAACACUAUAACGAUACUACUACAAAUAUACUACAGCACUACUACGAAACUACUACAACACUACUACAAAACUGCUGCAAUACUACUACAAUACUAUGAUAAUACUACAACACUACCACAAUACUGCUACAAAUAUACUACAACACUACUACAAAACUACUACACUACCACAACACUACUACAAACUGCAACAAUCCUACCACAACACUACUACAAACUGCAACAAUACUACAACAACACUACUACAAUACUUCUACAAAUCUACUACACCACUACUGCAAUACUGCUAUAAUACUACUACGAUGCUACUUCAACACUACUUCGAUACUACUACAAUACUACUACAACACUACUACGAUACUACUACGAUACUACUACGAUACUACUACAGCAUUACUACAAUACUUCUACAACACUGCUUCAAUACUACAACAAUACUACAGAUGUUUUGGCUUUUAUGUUGUGUUUUAUCAGUUCUCAUGUUUCAUUUUGUAGCUUGUGUUUAUCCCUGUCUGUUCCCUGUAUCAGUUAUAAAUUAUUCUGCGUCUACCUCGUGCUCGCCGUGUAUUCUUUUGGACUUUUGGGAUUUUCGUUUCUUGGACAUUUCAAUAUGAACGAGCACAGCUCUCGCAGUCACAGUAUUUUCCUGAUCAACAUCAAACAGGAGAACGUGGAGACCGAGAUGAAACUGUCAGGAAAACUUUACCUGGUUGACCUGGCAGGCAGCGAGAAGGUGAGUAAAACUGGAGCUGAAGGUUCUGUUCUUGACGAAGCGAAGAACAUCAACAAAUCUCUGUCGGCUCUGGGAAAUGUCAUCGCAGCUCUGAGCGAAGGAAAGAAAACUCACGUCCCCUACAGAGACAGCAAGAUGACCAGAAUCCUCCAAGAUUCUCUCGGAGGAAACUGUCGAACCACCAUCAUCAUAUGCUGCUCACCAUCUAUGUACAACGAGGCCGAAACAAAGUCCACGCUCAUGUUCGGACAGAGAGCUAAAACCAUAAAGAACACGGUGUCCGUCAACCUAGAGCUGACUGCUGAAGAGUGGAAGAAGAAAUAUGAGAAGGAGAAAGAGAAGAGCCACAGUCUGAACAUCGUCAUCCAAAAACUGGAGAACGAGCUGAAACGCUGGAGGAAAGGUGAGUCUGUUCCUGUGGAGCAGCAGCUGAGUGGCAGGAAUAAGAAGAGCAGCAGUGACACAAACGCAGUGACUGACAGCUUGGCCCCGCCCCCCGUUCCUCUGUCACACGAAGAGAAGACGCAAUAUGAGACGCUCAUCACCGACCUGUACCAACAGCUGGAUGACAAGGAUGACGAGAUUAACCAUCAGAGUCAGAUGUCUGAGAAACUGUCACAGCAGCUGAUCGAUCAGGAUGAGCUGAUGCUGUCCAGUCGGCAGGACUAUGAGCGCCUGCAGGAGGAGCUGUCAAGGCUGCAAAAGGAAGGUGACUCGGCUAAAGAAGAGGUGAAGGAGGUACUGCAGGCACUUGAAGAGCUCGCUGUCAACUAUGACCACAAGAGCCAAGAAGUGGAGACCAAGAACCGUAUGAACCAGCAACUGAACGAGGAGCUCUCAACGAAAACUGUUGGUCUGGAGGUGGUUCAGAGAGACUUUUCUGCCCUGCAGGAGGUCAGUUCUCAUUACAAGAGAAGAUCUGCAGAUAUCCUCAGUCUGCUGCUCAGAGAACUUAGUGACAUCGGCAGCGUCUUGGGGACCACGGACCUCAAAGCAAUGACGGAGGCGAGUGGUGUGAUGGAGGAAGAGUUCACCACAGCUCGUCUGUACGUCAGUAAGAUGAAGUCAGAGGUGAAGUCUUUGGUGAAUCGCAGCAAACAGCUAGAGGUGAACCUGACAGAGAACCGGUGCAGAACGGAGGCCAAUGAGAAGGAGCUUAACACCUGUCAGCUGCUGGUCUCACAGCUCCAGGCUAAGAUCGAGUCUUUGACAGAGGACCUGCAGAAGGUUGAGCAGAAGAAGAGGAAGGUGGAAGAGAGUCAGGACGCGCUGAUGGAGGAGGUCGCCAGGCUCAAUGCACAAGGUCAGAUGCAUGAGGUGACAGUGAUGGACAAAGAAAAAGAGCACAUGACCAGACUAAGAGAUGCUGUGGAGAUGAAGAGAACUCUGGAGGAGCAGAUGGAGAACCACAGAGAGGUUCACCACAAACAUCUAAGUCGCCUCCGAGAUGAGAUCGAGCUGAAGCAGAGAGACAUGGACCUCCUGAAGGAUGUGAAUCAGGCCGUGCAGCUGGAGAACAGGAAGCUUCUGUCAGACGUCGACAGACUCAGAGCUGAAGAUCAGAAGAAAGAACAGAAACUCCAGAAACUGAUGUUCCUGAAUGACAAGAGAGAACAAGCUAAAGAGGACCUGAAAGGUCUGGAGGAGACUGUGGCCAAAGAGCUUCAGAUGCUCCAUAACCUCCGUAAAGUCUUCAUCCAGGAAAUCGGCACCAGAGUCAAAAAUAGUUCGGAGAAUGAUUGUGACGAGGCUGGAGGCAGUCUGGCUCAGAGGCAGCGAAUCAUCUUCUUAGAAAACAACCUUGAGCAGCUCAGCAAAGUCCACAAACAGCUUGUGCGGGACAAUGGAGAUCUUCGUUGUGAGUUGCCCAAGCUGGAGAAACGUCUGAGAGCUACAGCUGAGCGAGUCAAAGCUCUUGAAACGGCCCUGAGACACGCCAAAGAGUCUGCCGUGAGGGACCGUAAACGCUAUCAACAGGAAGUGGAUCGCAUCAAAGAGGCUGUACGUUUCAAGAACGUGUCGCGUAGAGGACACUCUGCGCAGAUAGCCAAGCCAGUCAGAGCGGGACAUCAGCACCAUCAGCAGCAACCCUCCUCUGCAUCCAUUCGGACCCCCAUCAGGGGAGGCGGGGCCACAUCCAGUCCACGUCACCACUCUUCCCGACAGCAACAACAGCAGCCACAAUUUCAUCAGAGCCACACCAAGUAGAAUAAAUGUCAGAGACGGCUCUGCAUCAGUUCCCUUUUUGUGGAUGUUUGAAUUUCACCACUCUGCCUUUACUGGAACAAGACUCCCCUUUUUUAUUCCACCUGAACAACCAUUCCACCUUAACAACCAUUCCACAUUAAGUGCUAAGCAACAAAUGGUUGCUUGGUUGUAAAAGCCAAGCAACCAUGCAACUCUAACAGCCUUUCUAACUGGAUAACCAUUCCACUUAAUUAACAAUUCCACCUUACCAACCACUUAAGAACCAUUCCACCUUAACAGCCGUUCCACCUUAAGAACCAUUCCACCUUAACAGCCAUUCCACCUUAACAACCGUUCCACCUUAAGAACCAUUCCACCUUAACAGCCAGCAGUGCUGUCAGUCUUAUGUGGGUGACUCUGUGGCUGCUUUUGUCCCGUCAGUCCGUCCUGAUUCAGCCUAAACUCAGUCUAUAGUCUGUGAACAGAAUAAAUCUGCAGUAGAUAGACUCCCCGGAUGUCGUACUGAUUCAGGAACGUCUCAGUCUGCAGCAGACCAGUCUCCCUCAUGUACUGUUUCCCACAAUGCACAGCGCUAAAGUUCUCCAUCUUCUUGUUUACGUAUAUGACAGGGGCGCUCAGUUUUUAGGUGCUGUGAGAAUUAUUAAAUUCCAUAUGAACCACUUCUUAACUUUUUAAAUCAUAAGUGAUGCUAAAGAAGCAGUUUAUCUGUCAGCUCGGUCGCUGUUAACUUCCGCAUUCGGAACCAAAAAUUAAGCGACGCCUGACGCAGCAUCCUGCAGACCAGAUCCUGCAGACCAGAUCCAACAGAACAGUCAGACUACAGACUCCCUUCAGACACAAUAUGCAGUAUGUCCUGAAUACUGCAUUCAAAGGGAGUCUGUAGCAGGCCAUUUUGAGAACAGCCUGUGUUGUGUUCAGGGAACAGAUACUCUCUGACUCUGUGUUGUGUUCAGGGAACAAAUAUUCUCUGACUCUGUGUUGCGUUCAGGGAACAGAUACUCUCUGACUCUGUGUUGUGUUCAGGGAACAGAUACUCUCUGACUCUGUGUUGCGUUCAGGGAACAGAUACUCUCUGACUCUGUGUUGUGUUCAGGGAACAGAUACUCUCUGACUGUGUUGUGUUCAGGGAACAGAUACUCUCUGACUCUGUGUUGUGUUCAGGGAACAGAUACUCUCUGACAGAGCUAUGAUAAAUUCAGUGUUUAAUGAAACGUGUAAUUCAGGGUUUAUAAAGUGUAAAGAUGUUGUGUUGGUGUUGGUGUUUCUAGUAAGUAAAUUAACUUCUUUUUUCACGAACCCUAAAAACACAGGACUAAGUUAUUUUAAGAGGUGGUAUCAUCCUUUUUUCGUAUUUUGAAAACAUAUUUCAAGUUAAAAUCUGAAUAUAAUAUAUAUAUGAACAAAGAGUAUGGUCUGCUAUGUUUGUAAGGCGACUUGAGAUAACAUUUGAUGUAUAUAUAAUAUAGACGGAUUGAUAAAAGUGAAGGAUGAAGAGUCCGCAGGCUGCUCUUAACGACUUCUUCAAAAAGUCUCUUGAGAUUUCAGCGAGAUCAACACCAGAUUUGCUCAAAAUUUGACAUCCCCAGUGAAGUUACUUAUUUAAGAAAGAGAAACAUGAUACGGGGGCGGGAUUCUUAAAGAGACUGUAGCUGAAAUGAGUGUUUCAAAGGCAGCAGAUUUAAGAAUCCUUUUUAGACAUAGUUUUCAAUUUUUUUUCCAUUCAGUCCUCUGCUCUCAUUUUGUUACAACAAUGUUGAUACAUUAUUACUCCAUGCAAUUUAUUUGGAAAGAUAUUAUAAGAACAUUAAAAACCUGGAAACAAAUUAGCAUCACAAUAUAAAAAAUAAGGCAGGUCGAUCAUUUAACAUUGAUCUAUGAUUUCUUCCUUUAUCAUUAAAACAGUAUUUUCAUUAUUCCUAAAUUUCAUCAUUUGUUUUUUACAUAUCUACUUUUCUGAUUUUGAAUGUUUACGAUAAUAACAUAUAUUUAUUAAUAAUGUUUAUUCUGGAGCUGGUUUGUACCUUUAAUGCCUUUUUUUUAUCAGUCGGAGUUUUUAUCAGUGUAAUAUUUCUACAUGCACAUGUUGAACUUUUGCUGUCUUUGUUUUCUGUUGUCCUGGAUUCACCUGAACGCCUCAUGAUCAAAAACAACAGUGUUAGAGUGUCUGUUAUUAAACUGUGGGAAAACAGGAA
Notolabrus celidotus (New Zealand spotty) is the source of this 6017-nucleotide messenger RNA. Its product is annotated as kinesin heavy chain-like. The record is from RefSeq and is a predicted model, not a curated record. The transcript has 26 exons. The coding region runs from base 1342 to 3825 and encodes 827 amino acids. Gene Ontology annotation, molecular function: microtubule motor activity; ATP binding; microtubule binding. Gene Ontology annotation, biological process: microtubule-based movement. Lineage: Eukaryota; Metazoa; Chordata; Actinopteri; Labriformes; Labridae.